Molecule: messenger RNA, 3513 nt
Organism: Calypte anna (Anna's hummingbird)
Lineage: Eukaryota; Metazoa; Chordata; Aves; Apodiformes; Trochilidae
Gene: SLC25A15
Product: solute carrier family 25 member 15
Exons: 8
Coding region: 445-1350 (301 amino acids)
Biological process (GO): mitochondrial L-ornithine transmembrane transport
Molecular function (GO): L-ornithine transmembrane transporter activity
Source: RefSeq, a predicted model, not a curated record
GGUGCGGGGUUCGGCGGCCUCCUGGCCCGGCGAGCCCCGCGGAAGCCAGGCCGGGGCUUUCCCGCUCGAAAUGGGAGCGUGUUCUGGGAACGGGGGGGUGCCGCGGGUGUAGCCGGAGCCGUCCCCUCCCAAGGAAAGGCGCCCCAAGGCUGUGCCCGCCCUGCUGCCGCCGGCGGUCUGGUCAGGACGGAGCCCGGAGCAGGGCUGUGGGGCGGCUGCCGGUCCCCCCGGUGCUGCCCGGCCUGACCUUGAGGCAGGGUUUUGAGGCUUGGAUUUGUGCUUGAAGUAACAACAGUUGUUGCCUCGCCGGAUCUGCAAUCAGUUUCUCAUCUGCUGGUAUUACUACAAAUAGGAAAAGAACAGGAGAGAAGGAGAUAAGUAUCUCAACACGUGCCAAGAAAAGGGAGACUUCAUUCUGAUUUAACUGAUAAACAAGUGUGAAGCAUGAGGAUCAACUCUGCACUUCAGGCUGCUAUUGACCUGACAGCAGGAGCUGCAGGUGGGAUAGCAUGUGUGGUGACAGGCCAGCCCUUUGACACUGCAAAGGUGAAGAUGCAGACGUUCCCUGAAAUGUACAAAGGACUUGUUGACUGUUUUGUGAAAACCUAUAAGCAAGUGGGAUUUCGAGGCUUCUACAAAGGAACCACACCAGCACUUCUAGCCAACAUUGCAGAGAACUCCGUUCUGUUCAUGUGCUAUGGGUUUUGCCAACAGAUUGUAAGAAAAAUUGUUGGAGUAGACAGGAAAACCAAGCUCAGUGAUCUGCAGAAUGCUGCUGCAGGCUCCUUUGCCUCUGCCUUUGCCACCCUUGCCCUCUGCCCAACAGAGCUGGUGAAGUGCCGGCUGCAGGCCAUGCACGAAAUGCAGUUGUCAGGAAAGAUAAUCCAGGGACAGAACACAGUUUGGUCAGUAGUGAAGAGUGUUAUUCAAAAGGAUGGUCCCCUUGGAUUUUACCGUGGCUGGUCAAGCACGUUGCUGAGAGAAGUCCCAGGCUAUUUCCUCUUUUUUGGAGGGUAUGAACUGAGCCGGACGUUCUUUGCCUCUGGGAGAUCAAAAGAUGAAUUAGGUCCCAUUGCUUUGCUAAUAAGUGGAGGAUUUGGAGGCAGCUGUCUGUGGAUUACUGUGUAUCCUGUGGAUUCUGUCAAAUCUAGAAUUCAGGUCCUAUCAAUGGCUGGAAAACAGACAGGCUUCAUAGGAACAUUUGCAACUGUUGUGAGAACUGAAGGUGUGCUUGCCUUGUAUUCUGGACUAUUGCCAACUAUGAUCCGUGCAUUUGUGGCCAAUGGGGCUCUGUUCCUUGCCUACGAGUACAGCCGUAAACUCAUGAUGAGCCAAAUAGAUUCUUACUGAGCCCCUCUGGCAGACAGAAUAAAAGGGUUUUAAAGGAUUAUAUAGAUAAACAUUAAAAAAAACCUAUAGAUCACAUCAUGGUCUGGGCAAGGCCGAAUCAGUGACCUAAUUUUAGGGACUCUGAUUUAGGAUUUGCAAACUUUUAAAUUCAGGUGACUUUUAUAGUGACAUGUACAUGCUGCUUGAUCUGUACCAGCAGAACUAUCUCCAUCUUGCAGAUUCUGCACUAGGUACACUGCAUGUCCUAAAUGUAUUUUCCUGAUCUGUAAUGGUGCUAAAAAGUUAUGUUGACCUGUUGGGUUAAAUGUAACAUGCAUUUGUUUAAGGCAAAGCAUUGCUUUAAAAUCUGUGCUGCAAUUGUUAACUUCUCCAGCUGUUGCUGGCAAGUAUCUGACUCAAAACAACCAGUCCUGUGUAAUCUUGCUGAGUGUGACUGGCUUACACAUCCCUCAGCUAGACCCCUGCUCUUCACCAGCUCCCUUUUGCCCUGUGCCUUUUCCAGGGUCAUGGGAGCUGGUGUCUGACUUGUGUACCCCAUCCUAGUGAACAGGCUUACUGAAGUAGGAAAUCUUCAGCCCCUACCUCAUAUGACUUAGAGACAGGUUAGGCCUGAAUUUGAGAUAAAAACAUAUUUACUGUGUUUAAGGAGCCCAUACAGCAUUUGUAAUGAGAGUGUUAUCUUAUUUUCUAAAUUCUUCCAAGAAGUGCUGGAAUACAUUAAGCACCACUGACCUAAGCACUUAAUGGAAGAGUCUGAUGGAAAUAGCUGCUGGCUUCGAGGACAGAAUUGUAAUUUUGUGGAGGCUCCUGUUUUGGUCACCUUGACAUGAAUGAGUGCAGGUGCUUGAAGAACAGGAAACUGAAGAGGAGCUAGAAAGCUAGAACUGAGUUCCUAAAAACAACUGCCACAGUGGUGUAGCAGGCACUUACUUGGGCUGGAGUCCUGCCACUUGUUGUCUCUUCAGCUCCUGGAAAAAGCUCAUAUGACUGGAGUUCAUUUCACCUUCAGGCCUGGAGGGCACACUUGCUUGGUCAUGUUGCUUGAUUACACGUGCUGUUAGUCAGCAUUACCCAAAAUGAUCCAGUAGCACCUACUUCUAGAUGCCCCUUUCAUUCUUGAAGUAGGGUGUUCUUUAUACAAGCAUGCUCUGCCUGGGAGAAGGCAAAGCAGAUCUCAGUGCAACACAGUUCAUGACUCAAGCCUAGAGUUGUAGAGGGGCACAUUGUCCAUAUGCUGAAAAUCACAACCCAUGUUUAUGGAAGGUACAGACAGGACUGUUUUACCCACCAAAAAUCAUCAGAGCUACUCAGAGAUAGGAGCUUGUCACAGCAACCAUAGUUUGUCAGUGACUGACAAGAGUCACAGCUGGAACAGCUCAGUUUUGUGUGUUACAGUUUCCAUUUCCAACCCCAGAAACAGGAAAAAGCUUUGGGCAUAGAGGAAAGUAUCUCGGUACCUACUGCCCCUUGCAUAGUAGCCAGGGUGCACCUCAACUGGCUACUGCCUUGUUCCAGCCUGCUUGAUGAAAGCUGUUUCCCUCCACCUUCACAAAGAGCAGGAACUGAUAAUCUCCCUUUAAUACACCCAUGAGAAAAGGCAGUAAAGAAGGACAUGACUGACACAUCUAUUGCACCAAUUUACCUUGAUUGACUGGUACGCUAGCAGCAGUAAUACAGUGCACCAUCAAUACUUUACUUUAGAAGGAAUUUAUACCAAAUGUUUAAAUAAUUCAGGUAGGAGGGUGAGGCUUUAAGAGUUGUUAAGACUUUCCCUUCUUUUCAAAGGUGUCUACCCAAGAGAAAUAGUAUAUUUGUACAUGUUUCUAAUAAUUAUGAAAAGGUAAGGAGUGAAUCAAUAUCAGUGAAAUACUUUCAAAGUUGAAUCUAUUUCUAAGAUUUGUCUUUGCUUUCAUUUUUUAAAGCUUAUGGAUGCAGUUUUUAAUAAAACAGUUGAAGCUUCAAGAGAAGCAGGAUAUGCAGAGCUGAGCAUACAAGAAGCUGGUAGCUGAAAGACAUGCAUUUUGAGUUUACUUUAUACAGCUGACAUAAGCAGUAAUUUUUCCAUCUGCAGCUGCUUAAGUUGCAUAUGUGUAUCACUUGUUCAGCUCAAAACUUUUGUUGGUAUAGGAAUUUGUGGGAAUAAAGCUUGGUUUGAUUAACUGA